Electrophorus electricus (electric eel) is the source of this 1224-nucleotide messenger RNA. RefSeq lists its product as uncharacterized. The record is from RefSeq and is a predicted model, not a curated record. Lineage: Eukaryota; Metazoa; Chordata; Actinopteri; Gymnotiformes; Gymnotidae. Gene Ontology annotation, cellular component: membrane.
GAGAAGCAAUUUUACUUCUGCUAUGGCAUCCUCCCUGUAUUGCAGUUUCUGGGGAAAAAUGGCCUCAUAGUCUCAAAUAAUAUUUGCUCUUAUUUUGUGAAUUAUUUCUCACUUCUUCUGCUUGAUUUGUGUUAGAAAUAUGUGGUGAAUUGACUACUAUAGUAUAUUAGGUGAAUUACUAUUGAAGUUCUACCUACCUGGUAGAGGUUCUGUGAGAAGCAGAAUGUUGGCUUUAAAUAUUUCAGACAUUUUUAUUUGUUGCCUGACAAUCAUAUUGCAAAACUGGUAUUUUAUAUGUCGACUGUCCAUAAAUGGAAAACGAAUACAUUCCUGACACAAGAGUUUGAAAGAGGAAGUAACAGUUUAACAAUGAUGGUAGUGCAACGGAUCCUCGUUCUCUCUGUUUUUGUCUCAUUUGCAGUGUCCAAAGAUGAGUUUAAGGAGGUUGGAAGUUUAUUUCAACUGGAUUUGCCAAAAGAUUUACGUUUCGUAGAGCUUACAUGGAUGUUUAAUUCCAAAUUUAUGUUGAAAUGUAAAUCUGGGGAAGUAGUGCACUUUCCUGCUUAUAAUGGCAGAGUGGAGUUUAAUAAGACAACCUUCAGUCUGACACUGAAGAACUUAACUAAGAAUGAUACUGGAACGUAUACAGUAAAAGAUGAUGAUGACGAGGGGGAAAACAUUAUUGUUGUGCACACACUCACUGUGUUGGAUCCUGUAGUGGCUCCGAAGCUUGAUUUUCUUCCUCAGCAAAACAAAGGCACCUGUAAUGUGACCUGUGAAAGUCAGGGGGUCUCGGUCUCCACUAGCUGUUAUAAUGAAAUCUGCGAGGCGAAAAAUAAGACGUCAUCAGACCUCACCCUUUCCCUGCAUGGAAAUGGCACAACUGUCAGCUGUACUGUCUGCAUCAAAGCCAUCUCAAAGCACACUACUCAGAACAUUACCUUCUGUUUUCAUAAAGGGAAGAGCAACCACUCCAGUGCAAAAGGCAGACAUUCUGGGCAAAGCUGUGCAGCGGUAGUAUUCACUGUACUGCUUGUCUUGGUUACUGUGACAUGAAACUGAAGCAGAAAACAGGUGCAGGUGACAAGUGACGUUUGCAGUUAAAAAGCCAUUGCAAGUAUCGCCAUCCGGUGGUAGGGACACUGAUGUCAAAAUACUCAAAGGCUGAAAGUGCUUGGCCAGUUAGGAAGAACCAAAUGUGUCAAUAAACCAUUUUAUCUGUGG